Molecule: messenger RNA, 1506 nt
Organism: Olea europaea var. sylvestris
Lineage: Eukaryota; Viridiplantae; Streptophyta; Magnoliopsida; Lamiales; Oleaceae
Exons: 2
Coding region: 1-1506 (501 amino acids)
Source: RefSeq, a predicted model, not a curated record
AUGGAGUCCGGGGAACUCGCUAGGAUUAUUCAAGAAGGAAUUACGGCGGGCCUACUUCAGGGCAACAAAGGGACGACAAGAUUCAGUCCCAACACUCCCUUUACUCCCGAGAUAUUGACAUUCCCCUUGCCAGACAAAUUUAAGUAUCCUAGGAUCAAAGAAUAUGACGGGACCACUGAUCCAAUCAAUCAUCUUAACGUAUACACGGACGUCAUGAAUCUACAGGUUGCACUAGCUCAGUUCUCCGCCUUCUUCGCAAGCAGUAAACGCAUCAGGAAAACGGCAGCCUCCCUCAUGCAACUUCGACAGGGGCAAAAUGAGACCCUACGCGAGUUCAUGAUCAGGUUCAACAAGGAAAGGCUACAAAUUCCCGACCUUCAUAUAACGACGGCGGUUUUUGCCCUCACAUAUGCCAUAAGGUGUGAAGCUUUCAAAAUGUCGCUAUCCAAAACUCUGCCAAGGACAGUGACCGAGCUUCUUACCCGAGGAGAGAAGUACAUAAAUAUGGAGGAAAUGCUGAACCCGAGGAAGGUUGGACCAUCCCACGACAGGGUUGAGCAUAAAAGACAGCAUGACCCGAGCCCCCGUCAAGAACCACCUCGGAGUAAACAGAGACAAGAGGUUCCCCCGACGUCAUUCACACGUUUAAACACAUCGAAAACAAACAUUUUGAUGGAAAUCAAGGAUAUGAAGGAGCUCAAAUGGCCUGCGAGAAUGAGGUCACCCCCCCAGUCCAGGGACAUGAGCAAAUACUGUGAGUUUCAUCGGGAUCAUGGGCAUACCACUAAAAACUGUAAAGCCCUGCAACGGGAAAUUGAAGCCCUUAUUAAAAGGGGACUUCUGGGUUCCUACGUUGGUAAUGACAAACGCCCGAAGAAUGAUGGUGGUAGGGACAGAGCCUUUGAAGCAAAACGGGAUGGUCAACCCACUGCUGGAAUCAUUAACAUCAUUGUCGGGGGUAUUGCAUCAGGAGGAGAUUCAAACACUGGGAGGAAGCAGUAUGCCCGGCAAUACAUGACAACCCCGAAAGCACAUCAUGGUGACCUCGAGGACAUAACAUUUGGUAUGAAGGAUCUUGAGGGCGUGUCUUUUCCUCAUGAUGACGCCCUAGUCAUCUUUGCAAUAGUAGCAAACUUUGAGGUAAAGAGGAUCUUAAUCGACAACGGAAGUGUUGCUAACAUAUUGUCACAUGAAGCCUUCACAAAAAUGGGAAUCUCUCCCGAACAACUGAAGACAGUGAAAACCCCCCUUCAAGGAUUCAGGGGGGAUAUUAUUGUUCCAGAGGGAGUGGUCAAGCUUCCACUUACCUUAGGCUCGGGAAAAGAACAGAUAACGGUGAUUACAUCUUUUCAGAUUGUCCGGUCUUCCAUGGCAUACAACGCCAUCCUGGGUAGACCAUUGCUCAAUAAGGUAAAAGCUAUUGUGUCCACCUUCCACCUCGCCAUGAAGUUCCCCACCAGUCAUGGCGUCGGGGUGGUACGCGGAAACCAAGCUGCUGUCAGAUAA